GUGGAUACUGGCUGUGAACAAGGAACGCAGAAUGACAAUCCACAACCUCUAUCUCUUCGAUCGCGAUGGGCAGCUCCUGUAUUACACAGAUUGGAACAGAAAAAAGCAGUCUGGCAUGACUAGAGAGGAGGAAGCCAAGUUGAUGUAUGGUAUGAUUUUCUCCAUCAAAUCGUUUGUGGCAAAGGUGUCACCUGUUGAUCUCAAAGAAGGCUACCUCUCAUAUACAACCAAUAAGUAUCGACUCAACCUCUAUGAGACGCCUUCCAGACUGAAAUUCAUCCUUAAUACUGAUAUUCAUGCACAGGGAAUCAAGGAGCUUCUGCAACAGAUAUAUACUCAGGUGUAUGUGGAGUAUGUGGUAUACAACCCACUCUGCAACCUCAAAAAACCCAUUGAGAGUGAGCUGUUUGCUGCCAAGCUUGACGAGGUGGUGAAACAGAGUCCAGCAUACGCGUCAAGACCAGCAUGAGGAAAAGAGCCAAGAUAAAUUUUGCUUUGAAGAAUGUAAAUUGUAGGACUAUAUAUUAUUAUUAUAAAUAUUUGUUUUAUCUUUUUUUUUCCAGAGAAGAAUAUUAAGAAUAGAUCUGCAUAAUGAAUAAUGUUUUCAGAAGUGUUGCACAUCUGAUUGAUAUUUAGGGUUUAUAUAGGAAAGAUUCAUUGGGUUGUUUUGAUGUCUUUGAGAAUUUAGUUUUGAUUUACUCUUGACAUUUACUGUGGUUUAUUUGAAAGCUAGAAUGGGAUUUAAAAAGAGACUGAAGGCUGUUGUUACAAAGAGUUGAUUCCAUAUUGUAUUAUUAAUAAAGAUGACCAUUUUCUC
Penaeus indicus is the source of this 817-nucleotide messenger RNA. RefSeq names its product trafficking protein particle complex subunit 1-like (gene Bet5). The transcript has 5 exons. Gene Ontology annotation, cellular component: TRAPP complex. Gene Ontology annotation, biological process: endoplasmic reticulum to Golgi vesicle-mediated transport. Bases 32 to 469 code for a protein of 145 amino acids. NCBI's taxonomy places the organism in Eukaryota, Metazoa, Arthropoda, Malacostraca, Decapoda, Penaeidae. The record is from RefSeq and is a predicted model, not a curated record.